AGCUCAGGAGCCAUGGGGCGCCGGGCCUGGGUCCCCAGCCCCUGCCCCCUACCGGGGCUGGGCCCCUUCCUCCUCCUCCUGCUGCUGCUGCUGCUGCCACAGGGGUUCCAGCCCCAGCCUGGCGGGAACCAUACGGAGUCCCCAGAACCUAAUGCCACAACGACCCCUGCGAUCCCCACUAUCCUGCUGACCUCUGUGACCUCUGAGACCCCAGCAACAAGUGCUCCAGAGGCAGAGGGACCCCAAAGUGGGGGGCUCCCGCCCCCGCCCAGGGCAGUUCCCUCGAGCAGUAGCCCCCAGGCCCAAGCACUCACCGAGGACGGGAGGCCCUGCAGGUUCCCCUUCCGCUACGGGGGCCGCAUGCUCCACGCCUGCACUUCGGAGGGCAGUGCCCACAGGAAGUGGUGUGCCACAACUCACAACUACGACCGGGACAGGGCCUGGGGCUACUGUGUGGAGGCCACCCCGCCUCCAGGGGGCCCAGCUGCCCUGGAUCCCUGUGCCUCCGGCCCCUGCCUCAAUGGAGGCUCCUGCUCCAAUACCCAGGACCCCCAGUCCUACCACUGCAGCUGCCCCCGGGCCUUCACCGGCAAGGACUGUGGCACGGAGAAAUGCUUUGAUGAGACCCGCUACGAGUACCUGGAGGGGGGCGACCGCUGGGCCCGCGUGCGCCAGGGCCACGUGGAACAGUGCGAGUGCUUGGGGGGCCGGGCUCGGUGCGAAGGCACCCGACAUACAGCUUGUCUGAGCAGCCCUUGCCUGAACGGGGGCACCUGCCACCUGAUCGUGGCCACCGGGACCACCGUGUGUGCCUGCCCACCAGGCUUCGCCGGGCGGCUCUGCAACAUCGUGCCCGAUGAGCGCUGCUUCUUGGGGAACGGCACUGGGUACCGUGGCGUGGCCAGCACCUCAGCCUCGGGCCUCAGCUGCCUGGCCUGGAACUCCGAUCUGCUCUACCAGGAGCUGCAUGUGGACUCAGUGGGCACCGCGGCCCUGCUGGGCCUAGGCCCCCACGCCUACUGCCGGAAUCCGGACAAUGACGAGAGGCCCUGGUGCUACGUGGUGAAGGACAGCGCGCUCUCCUGGGAGUACUGCCGCCUGGAGGCCUGCGAAUCCCUCACCAGAGUCCAACUGUCACCGGAUCUCCUGGCGACCCUGCCUGAGCCAGCCUCCCCGGGGCGCCAGGCCUGUGGCAGGAGGCACAAGAAGAGGACGUUCCUGAGGCCACGCAUCAUUGGCGGCUCCUCCUCGCUGCCCGGCUCGCACCCCUGGCUGGCCGCCAUCUACAUCGGGGACAGCUUCUGCGCCGGGAGCCUGGUCCACACCUGCUGGGUGGUGUCGGCUGCCCACUGCUUUUCCCACAGCCCCCCCAGGGAAAGCGUCUCCGUGGUGCUGGGCCAGCACUUCUUCAACCGCACAACGGACGUGACGCAGACCUUCGGCAUCGAGAAGUACAUCCCGUACACCCUGUACUCAGUGUUCAACCCCAGCGACCAUGACCUCGUCCUGAUCCGGCUGAAGAAGAAAGGGGACCGCUGUGCCACACGCUCGCAGUUCGUACAGCCCAUCUGCCUGCCUGAGCCCGGCAGCACCUUCCCUGCCGGACACAAGUGCCAGAUUGCGGGGUGGGGCCACUUGGACGAGAACGUGAGCGGCUACUCCAGCUCCCUGCGGGAGGCCCUGGUCCCCCUGGUCGCCGACCACAAGUGCAGCAGCCCUGAGGUCUACGGCGCCGACAUCAGCCCCAACAUGCUCUGUGCCGGCUACUUCGACUGCAAGUCCGACGCCUGCCAGGAUGCAGACAUGUACAACGGGAAAGCGAUGGGAGACACCUGGAGAGAAGACGGCUGUCCACAAACCAGGGCCAGAGGCCUGGAGCAGGUGCCCCCUGCUGGCCUCCAAGAGAGCCAAGCCUGCUGCCCCCUGGGUUUUGGACUUCUGGCUUCCAGAACUGUGAGGUGAUAAGUUUCUCUUGUCGAAGGCACCCAAUCUGUGGUAGUUUAUUAUGGUCCCCGUAGCAAACAAAUACCCUCAGGUUGGCUGCGUCCUGGGACUGAAGGUCAGCACUGCUCUCAAGAUGUAAAUGACUUUCUCCUUCUGAGGCUCCAGGGUCCACUCCCGCCAUUGCCAGCAUUCUAGAACUGGUGUGGCCCCUCCACCUUAACCAGCCCCGGGCUCCCGAGUUUCUGACUGUGAUUGUCCACAUUUUAACCACAGCUUUGUAUAUAAAAACCCUCCUUGAACUGUUCCACUGUGUGUGCUCGCCUAUUGGGACCCUGAC
This is a messenger RNA of Pongo pygmaeus (Bornean orangutan), 2281 nucleotides long. RefSeq names its product HGF activator (gene HGFAC). Gene Ontology annotation, biological process: blood coagulation; zymogen activation. NCBI's taxonomy places the organism in Eukaryota, Metazoa, Chordata, Mammalia, Primates, Hominidae. Gene Ontology annotation, cellular component: rough endoplasmic reticulum; extracellular region. The record is from RefSeq and is a predicted model, not a curated record. The transcript is spliced from 14 exons. The coding region runs from base 13 to 1962 and encodes 649 amino acids. Gene Ontology annotation, molecular function: calcium ion binding; serine-type endopeptidase activity.